This is a messenger RNA of Xenia sp. Carnegie-2017, 4432 nucleotides long. RefSeq names its product pheromone-regulated protein PRM7-like. Bases 34 to 1299 code for a protein of 421 amino acids. The record is from RefSeq and is a predicted model, not a curated record. Lineage: Eukaryota; Metazoa; Cnidaria; Anthozoa; Malacalcyonacea; Xeniidae. The transcript is spliced from 3 exons.
GACAAGUUAGAAAUAGGAAGGAGUAUUUCUAACAUGUCAAAAGAAACCAAAACAAUUUCGAAAAUGGAUUUAUUCAGAUCGCUCGCAAGGUGGAUCUUUGUAAUAGGACUUUGGAUAACGUUAUUUCUACACAAUGUAAAAACAGUCGAAUCAUUCGAUUCAACAACUAUUACUGUGUCCUUGUCAAAAGAAUCAUCAUUAAAUUCUACAACCACGAUGGUGUUUUUAUCCAAUGAUUCAACAAUCAGUCCUACACCUGCGAUAUUAUCUUUAUCAAAUGAAUCGUCAUUCAAUUCUACAACUACGAUGGUGUUUUUAUCCAAUGAUUCAACAAUCAGUCCUACAUCUGCGAUGAUGUCUUUAUCUAAUGAAUCAUCAUUCAAUACUACAACCACGAUGGGAUUUUUGUCCAACGAUUCAACAAUCAGUCCUACAUCUGCGAUGAUGUCUUUAUCUAAUGAAUCAUCAUUCAAUACUACAACUACGAUGGAGUUUUUAUCCAAUGAAUCAGCAAUCAGUCCUACAUCUGCGAUGAUGUCUUUAUCUAAUGAAUCAUCAUUCAAUUCUACAACCACGAUGGUGUUUUUAUCCAAUGAUUCAACAAUCAGUCCUACAUCUGCGAUGAUGUAUUUAUCUAAUGAAUCAUCAUUCAAUACUACAACCACGAAGGUGUUUUUGUCCAAUGAUUCAACAAUCAGUCCUACAUCUGCGAUAAUGUCUUUAUCUAAUGAAUCAUCAUUCAAUUCUACAACUACGAUGGUGUUUUUAUCCAAUGAUUCAACAGUCAGUCCUACAUCUGCGAUGAUGUCUUUAUCUAAUGAAUCGUCAUUCAAUUCUACAACCACGAUGGUGUUUUUGUCCAAUGAUUCAACAAUCAGUCCUACAUCUGCGAUGAUGUAUUUAUCUAAUGAAUCAUCAUUCAAUACUACAACCACGAAGGUGUUUUUGUCCAAUGAUUCAAAAAUCAGUCCUACAUCUGCGAUAAUGUCUUUCUCUAAUGAAUCAUCAUUCAAUACUACAACCACGAUGGUGUUUUUAUCCAAUUAUUCAACAAUCAGUCCUACAUCUGCGAUAAUGUCUUUAUCUAAUGAAUCAUCAUUCAUUUCUACAACCACGAUGGUGUUUUCAUCCAAUGAUUCAACAAUCAGUCCUACAUCUGCGAUGAUGUCUUUAUCUAAUGAAUCGUCAUUCAAUACUACAACCACGAUGGUGUUUUUACCCAAUAAUUCAACAAUCAGUCCUACAUCUGCGAUGAUGUUUUAUCUAAUGAAUCGUCAUUCAAUACUACAACCACGAUGAUGUUUUUAUCCAAUAAUUCAAGAAUCAGUCCUACAUCUGCGAUGAUGUCUUUAUCUAAUGAAUCAUCAUUCAAUUCUACAACCACGAUGGUGUUUUUAUCCAAUGAUUCAACAAUCAGUCCUACAUCUGCGAUGAUGUAUUUAUCUAAUGAAUCAUCAUUCAAUACUACAACCACGAAGGUGUUUUUGUCCAAUGAUUCAACAAUCAGUCCUACAUCUGCGAUAAUGUCUUUAUCUAAUGAAUCAUCAUUCAAUUCUACAACCACGAUGGUGUUUUUAUCCAAUGAUUCAACAGUCAGUCCUACAUCUGCGAUGAUGUCUUUAUCUAAUGAAUCGUCAUUCAAUUCUACAACCACGAUGGUGUUUUUGUCCAAUGAUUCAACAAUCAGUCCUACAUCUGCGAUGAUGUAUUUAUCUAAUGAAUCAUCAUUCAAUUCUACAACCACGAAGGUGUUUUUAUCCAAUUAUUCAACAGUCAGUCCAACAUCUGCGAUAAUGUCUUUAUCUAAUGAAUCGUUAUUCAAUUCUACAACUACGAUGGUGUUUUCAUCCAAUGAUUCAACAAUCAGUCCUACAUCUGCGAUGAUGUCUUUAUCUAAUGAAUCAUCAUUCAAUUCUACAACCACGAUGGUGUUUUUAUCCAAUGAUUCAACAAUCAGUCCUACAUCUGCGAUGAUGUAUUUAUCUAAUGAAUCAUCAUUCAAUACUACAACCACGAAGGUGUUUUUGUCCAAUGAUUCAACAAUCAGUCCUACAUCUGCGAUAAUGUCUUUAUCUAAUGAAUCAUCAUUCAAUUCUACAACUACGAUGGUGUUUUAUCCAAUGAUUCAACAGUCAGUCCUACAUCUGCGAUGAUGUCUUUAUCUAAUGAAUCGUCAUUCAAUUCUACAACCACGAUGGUGUUUUUAUCCAAUUAUUCAACAGUCAGUCCUACAUCUGCGAUGAUGUCUUUAUCUAAUGAAUCAUCAUUCAAUUCUACAACCACGAUGGUGUUUUUAUCCAACGAUUCAAAAAUCAGUCCUACAUCUGCGAUGAUGUCUUUAUCUAAUGAAUCAUCAUUCAAUUCUACAACCACGAUGGUGUUUUUAUCCAAUGUUUCAAAAAUCAGUCCUACAUCUGCGAUGAUGUCUUUAUCUAAUGAAUCAUCAUUCAACUCUACAACCACGAAGGUGUUUUUAUCCAAUUAUUCAACAGUCAGUCCUACAUCUGCGAUGAUGUCUUUAUCUAAUGAAUCAUCAUUCAAUUCUACAACCACGAUGGUGUUUUUAUCUAAUGAUUCAACAAUCAGUUCUACAUCUGUGAUGAUGUCUUUAUCUAAUGAAUCAUCAUUCAAUUCUACAACCACGAUGGUGUUUUUAUCUAAUGAUUCAACAAUCAGUCCUACAUCUGCGAUGAUGUCUUUAUCUAAUGAAUCAUCAUUCAAUACUACAACCACGAUGAUGUUUUUAUCUAAUGAUUCAACAAUCAGUCCUACAUCUGCGAUGAUGUCUUUAUCUAAUGAAUCAUCAUUCAAUUCUACAACCACGAUGGUGUUUUUAUCCAAUGUUUCGAAAAUCACUCCUACAUCUGCGAUAAUGUCUUUAUCUAAUGAAUCAUCAUUCAACUCUACAACUACGAUGGUGUUUUCAUCCAAUGAUUCAAAAAUCAGUCCUACAUCUGCGAUGAUGUCUUUAUCUAAUGAGUCAUCAUUCAACUCUACAACCACGAAGGUGUUUUUAUCCAAUUAUUCAACAGUCAGUCCUACAUCUGCGAUGAUGUCUUUAUCUAAUAAAUCAUCAUUCAAUUCUACAACCACGAUGGUGUUUUUAUCCAAUGAUUCAACAAUCAGUCCUACAUCUGCGAUGAUGUCUUUAUCUAAUGAAUCAUCAUUCAAUACUACAACCACGAUGAUGUUUUUAUCUAAUGAUUCAACAAUCAGUCCUACAUCUGCGAUGAUGUCUUUAUCUAAUGAAUCAUCAUUCAAUUCUACAACCACGAUGGUGUUUUUAUCCAAUGUUUCGAAAAUCACUCCUACAUCUGCGAUAAUGUCUUUAUCUAAUGAAUCAUCAUUCAACUCUACAACUACGAUGGUGUUUUCAUCCAAUGAUUCAAAAAUCAGUCCUACAUCUGCGAUGAUAUCUUUAUCUAAUGAGUCAUCAUUCAACUCUACAACCACGAAGGUGUUUUUAUCCAAUUAUUCAACAGUCAGUCCUACAUCUGCGAUGAUGUCUUUAUCUAAUAAAUCAUCAUUCAAUUCUACAACCACGAUGGUGUUUUUAUCCAAUGAUUCAACAAUCAGUCCUACAUCUGCGAUGAUGUCUUUAUCUAAUGAAUCAUCAUUCAAUUCUACAACCACGAUGGUGUUUUUAUCCAAUGAUUCAAUAAUCAGUCCUACAUCUGCGAUGAUGUCUUUAUCUAAUGAAUCAUCAUUCAAUUCUACAACUACGAUGGUGUUUUUAUCCAAUGUUUCGAAAAUCACUCCUACAUCUGCGAUAAUGUCUUUAUCUAAUGAAUCAUCAUUCAACUCUACAACUACGAUGGUGUUUUCAUCCAAUGAUUCAAAAAUCAGUCCUACAUCUGCGAUGAUAUCUUUAUCUAAUGAGUCAUCAUUCAACUCUACAACCACGAAGGUGUUUUUAUCCAAUUAUUCAACAGUCAGUCCUACAUCUGCGAUGAUGUCUUUAUCUAAUAAAUCAUCAUUCAAUUCUACAACCACGAUGGUGUUUUUAUCCAAUGAUUCAACAAUCAGUCCUACAUCUGCGAUGAUGUCUUUAUCUAAUGAAUCAUCAUUCAAUUCUACAACCACGAUGGUGUUUUUAUCCAAUGAUUCAAUAAUCAGUCCUACAUCUGCGAUGAUGUCUUUAUCUAAUGAAUCAUCAUUCAAUUCUACAACUACGAUGGUGUUUUUAUCUAAUAAUUCAACAAUCAGUCCUACAUCUGCGAUGAUGUCUUUAUCUAAUGAAUCAUCAUUCAAUUCUACAACUACGAUGGUGUUUUUAUCCAAUGAUUCAACAAUCAGUCCUACAUCUGCGAUGAUGUCUUUAUCUAAUGAAUCAUCAUUCAACUCUACAACCACGAAGGUGUUUUUAUCCAAUUAUUCAACAGUCAGUCCUACAUCUGCGAUGAUGUCUUUAUCUAAUAAAUCAUCAUUCAAU